UUGAGCUCACGAUGGAUCGCCGUUUGGAGUCUAUGGAAAUCUCCCAAAAUCAACGAUUGGAUGACAUACGUCAAGAGUUCCGUCAACAGAAUAAAGAAAUUCUCGCUGUUUUGUCUAUGAAUCAAGGUCAUCCUUCCAACACCACUAAUGAUCCUAAUGCUGGGAUUUUGGGGUCAGCAGGCCCUGCGCGGAAUCUGCGUCUCACAAAUUUAGAUCAUCCCAGAUCCCGAUCAGUAAAAUUGGAAUUCCCCAGAUUUGGAUCGGGAGAUCCUUUAGAUUGGAUUUAUGCAGCGGAACGUUACUUCCAAUAUUUUCACAUUCCUGAUUCUGAACGACUUCUAUUGGUUUCGUUUAAUUUGGACUCUCCUGCAUCAUGUUGGUUCCGGAGUCAAUACCAGGCGGGUCCAUACCCGGAUUGGACUACGUUUGUUGCUGCACUUCAACAGCGUUUUCGUCCAUCGGAGUUUGAGGACUCAGCUUCUGCUCUUUUCAAACCACAGCAAACAGAAGAAAACAUUCUCUCCCCGAGUCUUCAGCUGAUGCAUGGGUCCCACCUUAAGGCGCUGAUUGAGGGCACCACAGACACAGAGACCUGGACCUACGCUAUCCUCUGGCGCUCUUCCUCCUCCUCCUCCUCUAACCGCUCCCUCUUGAAUUUCGACCAUGGCCACUACAACCCCAAAGCGUCGUCGUGUAAGUGCCUCCCUAAGCAGGUUAGCAUUUUCGGGUCGCCUGUCACCGUCACGGUCACGGACGAAGGAGUGGUCAGCGACGAGGAGUGGUUCUUUAAGAUAUCGAUGGAUCAGUCCUUCGCCGACACAGAGGACUUGCCCGGACACGCUUUCUUCAAUUCGAGUCCCGUUUGGGUAACCGGCACAGAUCAGUUAUUGGCUUCCACGUGGCAGAGGACCAAGUGGGGCCACAGCUUUGGGAUUCGAACCUUCGUUGUCAUACCCUCCGAGAAUGGGGUGCUGGAGCUGGGCUCCACCGAGCUCAUACUCUGCAACACUGCGCGGCUGGACGCGAUGUUCGGUUUCCUCGUUCGGACUCGGUUACUUGGCCACCUUCCCCUACAACAUCUUCGUGAACAAAUCCGCUUGCAGUCUUCGAACGUUGAAAGCUGGCUUGAAAAAAUAGAUAAUGAGAUAGAGAAUUGCGAGCAAGACACCUCAUAUAAGCCAUUCCCAGGCAAAGAGAAGAUCAAUGAUUUAAAAUGUCCAUGGCCACUAUUGACAGACAAUUCUGACAAAAGCACCGAUAGAACUUCGUAUUCAUGUUCACACGAUUAUUCUGGCCCGUCCAGAAUUUUUAGUAUAUAGUUUCAUUUAUAACAUAUAAGUUUGUGGAAUUUUGUAUUUGAGUUCUAUGCACGCGAUAAUUGAACUUAAAUAUGAGAGGAAACAUAAGACUAACUAUAUAUUGGGAGUGUGGAGUAUUUAAGUAUGAUCUUUCUAAUGUU
Molecule: messenger RNA, 1459 nt
Organism: Gastrolobium bilobum
Lineage: Eukaryota; Viridiplantae; Streptophyta; Magnoliopsida; Fabales; Fabaceae
Product: transcription factor MYC2-like
Exons: 3
Coding region: 12-1319 (435 amino acids)
Biological process (GO): regulation of DNA-templated transcription
Cellular component (GO): nucleus
Molecular function (GO): transcription cis-regulatory region binding; DNA-binding transcription factor activity
Source: RefSeq, a predicted model, not a curated record